AUUUCCACAGAUUGUGGUGCCGCUGCGAGCCCCGAUCUGCAGCAGGCCGGUCUGUCCAUAUUGGUUUUAAAGUCUCCUAGCAGUUAAUAAAGAUGCAAUUCCUUCGUCCCCUUCCUGUGGGGACGGUAUCAAGGCUCUGUUAAGUCUCUUUGAUUUCCGGCACCCUCCAAUCACAGCGGGGCUCUGACUCAUCAUUGUGGCACUUCAAAGCCUGGGAAUGGCUCCGUUGACCCAACCCACUCCAAGGCGCUCCUUAAAAGUCAUGGUCACCCCUCCGAGCAGGACUCAUGAUCUCUGAAAUUAUCUGCUGCAACGAGGCAGACUGACCUGCUGACUCCCCGAGCUGCUGGAUUUCUCUUUUUAUUUUCUUCACUGGAAGGAUAUCACGUUUACUUGGAUUGCUUAUUAGCCCUCGGUGCAUGAAGCUCUUCUAAGCUCCCUGCUGAACAACAAGCGAUGCAGUCCAGAGAUUUGAAGGCAAACUUUAGCGUCCCUCCUCCCUCUGCCAUGGCUGCUGUCCCCGAUGCCUAUGUCCAGGGCAACAUUAGGCUGACUCUGGAGGACCCUGAACUCUGGAAGACCUUUUGUGAAAUAGGAACAGAGAUGAUUAUCACUAAACCGGGCAGGAGGAUGUUUCCACACUGUAAGAUUAAUCUAUCGGGCCUCAUUCCCUGUGCCAAGUACAUCUUAUUGGUUGACAUGGUCCCUGAGGAUGGUUUCAGAUACAAGUGGAAUAAAGAGAAAUGGGAGGUGGCAGGGAAAGCGGAGCCACAGCCUCCCUGCAGGACCUACCUCCACCCGGAGUCUCCGGCCCCGGGGAGCCACUGGAUGAAGCAGUCCAUCUCCUUCCUCAAGCUCAAGCUGACCAACAAUACACUGGACCAGCAUGGCCAUAUCAUUUUGCACUCCAUGCACCGCUACCACCCGCGCUUCCACAUCGUGCAGGCGGACGACCUGUUCAGCGUCCGCUGGAGCGUUUUCCAGACCUUCACCUUCCCCGAGACGUCCUUCACGGCGGUCACAGCCUACCAGAACACCAAGAUUACAAAGCUGAAGAUCGAUCACAACCCGUUUGCAAAAGGCUUCCGGGAUGAAGGCACUACAAAGAAAAGGCGCUCAAACAAGAACCCGAUCUGCCCGGAGAAACGAUCCAGGACGUCAAACAUUUCGAACAGAGACUCUGAGGAGGACAGUCCACCAGAUUUCUGCCGGUCAUCUUAUGAAGGCUACGAUGGCGACGGAGGAGAUCUGCCCAAGAGGAAAGGCGCCGAUGGCGCCAAAGAGCAACGUUACUCCCCGUGGACCUCUGACAGGGAGCCCACCGUGAGGACUGAAUCCCCUGCUGGGACGGACCCCCGGGACAUGUACAACGCAGAGCAGCUUGUUCCCGCUCCAGCUUCCUACCAGCCGUACAGGUUCCACGAGUAUGGAAAGUCUCCCUCUCCCUCCUCCAGCGUCAGCAGCAGCGGAACGGGACGGGGCAGCUUUGAGUCCAGAGUCCCCGAUGUCGCCACUGUCCCCGACCAUGACCCUUCGAAGCCUCGCGCACAUGAGGUCGGCCCUUCGCCCGGCGGCCCGCAGCCCCACCCCGCCCCCCAGGACUACAGCGGGGUCCUCAACAUGUCCGUGGCCCAGGCCGGCAAGCCGGGGGUGAUCAGCCACCACAUCUACGGCCCCUACGCCGCCGAACAGCCCCUCGGCCAGUGGAGCGGGCCCGGCCCGGCCCAGUACCCCCCCCCUCCUCAUCACCUGACCGCUGACUACGCCACGCAAGCUGUGCACCAUGGCUAUCACCAUGGCAACGUGGCCGAGUGGAGCCAGUACCCGCUGUUCUCUUACUCGUGCUGGUGAAGGGAUCUUCAAUAGUAAACUGACUUGAGAGAGUGACUUUGUCUGGUGCCGCGUCCCCGCGAGGACGCCGACUCAGUUCUCACAGCUACGCGGUUGCAUGCGGAGACGCGGCUGAGGGCCGGAGGCCUGCGGCAGCACUGGAGGGGACGGAAGGACAAGGAGGAGAAGGAGACGCCUGUAGCUGCCUUCUGUUCAGGCUGAGGCUGUGGUGUGCUAUGCCAUACUGCAUUGUCGUUUUUUAUUGUUAAAUUGUCUAUUUAUUUUUUUCAUCUCAUCUCCCAAGUUUAAAUAUUAUUUUUGUAAAAGAAAAAUAAGUGUGCAAUGUCUUGUCUGUAAUCAAAAUGUGAUGUGAUCUGAAAAUAAAACCUUCGAAGUGA
This is a messenger RNA of Gasterosteus aculeatus aculeatus (three-spined stickleback), 2228 nucleotides long. It is a transcript of the gene tbx16, whose product is annotated as T-box transcription factor 16. The record is from RefSeq and is a predicted model, not a curated record. Gene Ontology annotation, molecular function: RNA polymerase II cis-regulatory region sequence-specific DNA binding; DNA-binding transcription factor activity, RNA polymerase II-specific. NCBI's taxonomy places the organism in Eukaryota, Metazoa, Chordata, Actinopteri, Perciformes, Gasterosteidae. Gene Ontology annotation, biological process: cell fate specification; pattern specification process; positive regulation of DNA-templated transcription. Gene Ontology annotation, cellular component: nucleus; chromatin.